AUGCCUCGACCUGUGAAACUGGCAUGCCUACCUUGCCGGGCUUCGAAGACCCGCUGCAACGGCCAGAAGCCGUGCUCCAGUUGCAUCAUCCGCCGCGAAGAAUGCCGAUAUCAGCCCAGUCGACGAGGCGGUGCCCGCCGGGGUCCUGUAGCCGCUGAGGAACUCGCCAGAAAGAGAGCUCUUCGCCAGGAGAAUAAGCUCGUCGAUAACUAUAGACAGGAACCUGACCUGCCGGCUCACUCGCAGCCCUCCACCUUUUCGCCGAUAUCGCCGGUCCAAUCGGGUCUGCCGUCCAGCCUCUCCUUGGAGAAUUGCAGCAUCGGGAUCCCUUCGCCACUCAGUGGAUUUGUCCAGGAGAUUCUUGACCCGGACCUUCCCACACAGAGCCUCCGUGCAUAUCGCUGUGAUCAGGAUCUAAUCAAUGCCUACUACAUCUUCAUCCACCCUUACUUCCCCCUUCUGCCUCCUCCAGCGGCGGCACAGUUCGAGGACAAGUAUGUGGACCUGAAAGUCCACUCACCAUAUGCAAGCGCAUCCAGCCUGCCUUACUGGCCCACAUCUCCACUGGGUCUGUCCCUGGCAGCGAUACUGACUCUGAUUCCCCCGGAGGAGUCUCAUACUACAGGCGAUGCCGUAGCAGUUCGACAGUCAUACGCCGAUCUAUAUGCGCGGUCAGCACUCGAGUCUUUAGAAGACUCCCUUGGAACGUCUUCACAUACCAACCUGGCUGACGGACCACGGAGCACCUUGCACCAUCUAGUGCCCCGGAAAAUGGAGCCGGUUCUAGCAGUCGCACUCCUCAGUAUAUACGAGUACUGCCAGCGGGGGAAUGUCUCAAAGAUGCGCGUCCGGGCGAAUCAAGCCUUGACCAGUGCCAUGGACUUGUCGUUGCAUAUCGAAACCUCGCAGACUGGUUGUUUGGAUGCGCAUCGCAGGUGCUGGUGGGCGACAAUGUUUUUGGUCUACCAUUCGUCUCUCAUGAAUGCGUCGCCCCCCCUCAUUACCUUCGACGAUAUCCGAAUAACAACCAUAUUCCCCGAAUUCCGUGGCUGUCGCGAGCCAUGGCCCCUUCUGGUAAACGCCCAAGCAGCCCUCCUCCGAAGCUGCUGCAUCGGCCGCAACCUCAUCCAAGAAGCAAGCUGCCCCCUCCCCUCCUCCCUCCGAGACGAAAUCCAAGCCCUAGACGCCCUCAUCCUCGACCUCGCCGCCGAAGUAGACCGCUUCCGCUGCGUCACAAACUACCAGGGCGCCGAAGCAGACGCCUCGCGCAAUCUCUGGGCUAUCUCAAACGCCCUCAUCCACACCUCCAGACUAACCCUGCAUCGCGUCCGCGCGUUCCCAGACCAACCUGUCUUCCUGACCAACCCAUCCCACGACUACCUCGCCGUGGAUACCCAGGGAAUGCACCUCUCUCCAUCUCGGAUCCACGAACUCAACUCCCUCUUCCCAUUCACAGAGCAGGAAUCCGUGCGGAUCUGCCUCCAUUCGUCCCUUGUCGUCUCCCGCGUAUUCCACCGCCUGCCCUCCCCGAAUCCGAGCUACUCUGAUAGUACCGUCGACGUUUCCGCCGCCCCUGUAUCUUGGACGGCGGCGCGGCCGUUAUCUUCCCCGCGUUCAGUACCCUAUAUGGCAGCUUGCCAGCUGCAGAGCUUCUAUGCGCUGGCGAUGGUGCUGUGGCGCGUGCGUACGGCGAUGUACUCGGGUGCUAUAAGCAGCUAUCUCUACCUGCUGGACCGGCCGAGUGUGACGACUGAGACGCAGGAUGCGGAGCGGUUGGUUGAAGAGGUGCAGGGUGGGAUGGAGGUACUGGGGAGGUCGAUUAGGGCGGAUGCGGAUGGGGGUUUUGGGGGCGUUGGUGGGAUGCUUAGGGAGGUCGAGAGGGUCUAUGAGAUGACUAUGAUGGAUUGA
Aspergillus versicolor CBS 583.65 is the source of this 1908-nucleotide messenger RNA. RefSeq lists its product as uncharacterized. Gene Ontology annotation, biological process: regulation of DNA-templated transcription. The coding region runs from base 1 to 1908 and encodes 635 amino acids. Gene Ontology annotation, molecular function: DNA-binding transcription factor activity, RNA polymerase II-specific; zinc ion binding. NCBI's taxonomy places the organism in Eukaryota, Fungi, Ascomycota, Eurotiomycetes, Eurotiales, Aspergillaceae. The transcript has 7 exons. The record is from RefSeq and is a predicted model, not a curated record.